Messenger RNA from Corythoichthys intestinalis (scribbled pipefish), 8068 nucleotides. RefSeq names its product TBC1 domain family member 12-like. The transcript has 11 exons. The coding region runs from base 2348 to 3421 and encodes 357 amino acids. The record is from RefSeq and is a predicted model, not a curated record. Lineage: Eukaryota; Metazoa; Chordata; Actinopteri; Syngnathiformes; Syngnathidae.
AGAGGAUGUGUUUGGCCGCUGCUCCGUCACACGGCGGUCAUGUGGUGGUCUCUGCUUCCCGAAGGCUUGGUCGUCACCCAUCUCGUGAUGUAUUACCAUGACGAAUUGGAGAAUAAUGGGGCACGUCAGAGAUAAUCGCGGGAUUGGUCACCGAUUGGGUACCAUUUACGUUGCCAGUGAAUAAAUGUAGACAAACAGUAAGAUGCUGGUUGGGAAAUUGAAAUUGAAAGAUCGCCACUUGGGCUGCGUACUGCCCUUUAAAGAGCUGCCUUGUGCUUGCUAUCUUAAAACGGCGACCCGUAUUUGGAAGUGCUGACGUCGCAGAAUAUCAGGAAGUCAAAGGCCAGGCUUUUCCUAGACGAGAAGUGGAUUUUUCUAAAGUGAAGCGCGCCGUGACGCGACAUAUUUUUUUCAUUGUUGCACAAGAAAGCCACAGCUUUGCUCAUUUUGGAGGAGAUUAGAGUAACGAGUUUGCGGCGGCGAGGGCUGACUGGCUUGCCUGUCUGCUUUCUCUACCUCUGCUGAGCCCAAAGGGUCAGCGGCUCAAUUCCUGACAAUGACUGCCCACUGUCAAAAUGCCUUUGGGCAAGGCGCUGAACCCUAAUUUGCCCCCCAAUGAGUUGUGUGAAUGUGAACUAAUGUAAAGAUCUUUGUGUACGACAAAAGUGUAUGUAUAGUAUAUAAGUACUAAGGGUGUAACGGUACAUGUAAUAGUAUUGAACCGUUUCGGUUCGCGGUGCUCGGUUUGGAACGGACGCGCACCGAACGAGUUUCUGACGUAAUAUAACCCUGACUUUUCAAGGCUGUAAGUCGAUCGGGUUGCAGUUUCUUUGUGUAGAUUAUAUUUACUCCGUCUUCUCUACUAUAAUGAGGACCAACACGGUAGGACAGUAACCCAAACGUCAACGGCGCAACCACGUGGCCGCCGCGAGAACACAAUGAAACGCGGGCGUUAGAGUCAAUCAGCCAAUGCACACCAGUCGCAGUGCGGCCGCGUGUUAGAUGCGUCCCAGAAGCGGCUCAACGCAACGCACGCGAAAAGAAAGGCAGAGUAUAUUAUUUGACGUGAGACGCAACCCUCCUGCGUCAAUACUACUACCGGUAGCUAGGAUUGGGCCGUAAGUCACUCGUGUAAAAAUACGGUGGAUCCGGUCGAUUUUCAAACUAAUAUGCAAUCGUAACCUACUUUUUGAGUUCAUCAGAUCUCUUGAGUGGUAGACCGGGGCACAGUUGACUUGUCUUUGUUGAUUUACUGCUGUCUUCUCUGCUAUAAUAAUAACCAACACGGUCCCGUGUUCAAUACAAAACCCUCCUACCACAACAAAAGAAGUAGGAACUAAUAUUCACAUAGGAACUAAAGUUAUACAACAUAAAAUAUACAAUAUAAAUGAAUAGUACAUCACAUUUGUAAAAUAUAAACACAUAAUAAAAUAAAUAAUAGUUCAUUUAAAUAAAAUAAAUUCAAGUGAGCUAUAACACCUGUAAUUAAAUAAUAAGAAUAAUACACACAUCCUGCUUACACAAUUACAUUUAUUAAGUUCUGUGUGGCGCUUUAACUUGAGAAAAUCCACCAAUAAAGCUUUUGAAAACCGUUCAUAAGAAGAAGAAAAAUGUUUCAUUGAGGCAUUUCAUUUGUAAAAUACAUGUUAAAAUCUUUUUCAUUGGGAUUGCUUUUCUCUUUAGCACAGGACUUCUUUUUUUCUUCUUUCUUUCAGAAAGAAAGCUGACCAAUACGCGGGGUCUGAAAGGCAAAUUGUUGUUGGAUUCUGUUUAAAUACCCGCUACUUUUUGAGCAGAAUUCUAGCUUUGUAUAGGCUAAUGUCCCAAUUGUUGAAAGCACAAAAGUGUGUAAUAAAAAACUAGCACAUUUAUAUUUUGCAUUGUGUUUUCUUACUGUACCGAAAAUGAACCGAACAGUGACCUCAAAACCGAGGUACGUACCAAACAGAGAUUUUUGUGUACCGUUACACCCCUAAUAAGUACUAUGUGUAAGUAUUUACCACUGAGUAAAAUUAUUCAAUAAAAAAACUUAAAAUCAAUAUACUCUGAUAUUCAAACAAAUGAUUUUUGACCAAUUGUGUUUAUUUUAUUUUAUUUAUUUGUAUUUUUAUUAAUUGGCAUCUCCCACUACUGCCCUUGCUUGGAAUUCCACGAUGUCUUAUUAUUUAUACGCAGGUUUCUCCGCAGCGACCCCCAGCGGUCAGCAGGAGGAAGAACCUUGAGUUUGAGCCUCUUUCCACCACAGCGCUCAUCCUGGAGGACCGACCCUCGUCAGUAUCGCUAGCACAAAAAUCUUCCUGCCAAAUCUGAGGAGGAGACGCAACGGCACAAACUCGAAUACGAGGAAAUGGUGGCCGGCGCCAAAAGGAGAGAGUUGAAGGACGCGCAAAAGAAGAAGCGUCAGAUGAAGGAGCGCCAUCGACAUGAGGACAACAUCUCACACGCCAUGGUGGUGUGGAACACGCACAUCCUGCCGCACUGGGACUCCAUGAAGGGCACGCGCCGUGUAAAGGACCUGUGGUGGCAGGGUGUCCCCCCCAGUGUGAGAGGACGCGUGUGGAGCCUCGCCAUCGGAAACGAGCUCAACAUCACAGCGGAACUGUACGAUAUCUUCCUGUGUCGCGCCAAAGAAAAAUGGAGGAGCUACAGCGAGACCAGCUCGGUCAACAACGACAGCGAAAGCGACGGCGGCGCCUCACUGGCCGACCGAGAGUCCAGUCUGGACCUGAUCAAGCUGGACAUCUCCAGAACCUUCCCUUCGCUCUUCAUCUUCCAGAAGGGUGGUCCUUACCACGACGUCCUCCACAGUGUGCUGGGAGCGUACACAUGCUACCGACCUGACAUUGGAUACGUUCAAGGCAUGUCCUUUAUCGCUGCUGUCCUCAUCCUCAACAUGGAGGAAGCGGACGCCUUCGUCACCUUCGCCAACCUGCUCAACAAGCCGUGCCAGAUGGCCUUCUUCCGUGUCGACCACCAUCUGAUGCUGAAGUAUUUUGCCGUCUUCGAGGUGUUCUUCGAGGAGAACCUGCCUCGCCUCUUUAACCACUUCAGGACCAACAAAUUCACGCCGGACCUCUACUUGAUUGACUGGAUCUUCACGCUGUACAGCAAAUCUCUGCCGCUGGACGUGGCGUGCCGCGUGUGGGACGUGUUCUGCCGCGACGGCGAGGAGAGCCUGUUCCGUACCGGCCUCGGCAUCCUGCGACUCUUCCAAGACGUGCUGCUGCAAAUGGACUUCAUCCACAUGGCGCAGUUCCUCAGCCGGCUGCCCGAAGACUUGCCGGCGCACGCGCUUUUCACCGCCAUGGCCGCCACGCACAUGAUCAGCAGGAACCGCCGCUGGGCUCAGGUGUUUUCAUCGCUGCCAAAGGACCAAAACAAAGAGACGGACAAGAGUGGAAGCCCCGCCCUCUCAAGUUAACGCUUGCAUUUUUUUUUGUGUGUUUCCGAGGAAGUGAAAGUUCUUCUUUGUGUCAAAGGUGACAAAUGAAGUGAUGCUCAACACCCGGAACCAAACUCAUUAGACAUUCUUAGCAUUUAUCUUUUUUGUGUCAGGCACGUCUCAUGAGGUACGUUAUGACAAGGGCUGGGUGAUACAGUUUAAAAAUACAAUCCCCCAAUUUUCGUCACCACAAAUUUAAGAUUUUUUUGAUAAUUUUUGUCCCGGGCGCCCCCCCACUCCCUGUUUUAUGUAUAUAAUUUUAUUUAAAAAUUAGAACAAGAGACAGAGAAACAACAAGUUUAUCCAUUUAUAGCAGUGGUCCCCAACCUUUUUUGCACCACGGACCAGUGUUAUAUGGGUUUGUUUUUUUUUACGGACCGGCAAUGUGUGGCAGAAAAUUACAGUAAAUAUGAAAUAACACGGCAGGGCUAUAAACGAACAUUUAGUGCAGGGAAAAUGUAACUCACCUUACGCUGAAUCAACCUUUUUUAACAGUGGCCUCUCCUAAACCUUGACGGCAAAUUUCCUUGGUCUCAGGCUUAAUGAGUUCUUCUCCAAUCGUGAAAGGUUUCUUGGCUUUAGCAAUACGGUUCGCCAUAAGGUAAAAUGCUCUCAGUGCAUGCACUUUUGUUGCCUUGUUUACUAGCUUUUAGCCACAUAUUCUCUAGAAUGGACUUAGUUGUAGGCCCCUCUUCUGGCUCAGCGAGUGGCCUUUUCCCGGUAAAAAGAGCUGUCCAAAGAAGUCGCCGCAGCCAACGUUACUGUGUACAUUGACUGACGCUGGGCUGCUAUAGGUGUGCAAACACCCCAGUAAAGAUGGCCAACAACGAGAGGGCGACGUACACAAUUCUCUACUCAAAUUAGUCAAUACAGUAGACAGGCAUAUUGAUGUGUCAAGAGGAACAGGUCAGACUGCAUUCGUUAAAGGGAUCCACGAUAGAAAGACUUGUAGUUCUUAAAAGAUAAACGUUAUUAUGAGUUAAAAUGAUUUGAUAUUGAAACCCCUCUUGAUGUUUUUGUUUUUAUACAAGUUGUAAAAUUAGUGUAACUAGUAGGUCGUCAUUGUUAUUGACGUUGCAGGGCGAUGAUGUCACAUGUUUACGAUGCCAGGCUUCCAGAGUAUGACUCUAGUGACAUAAACAUGUCAUCUGUUCAAUCCUUUCAAUUUGAACCCGAGAGAAACAUUAAUGAGCAUGACAGCACUGUCGAUAUUUCACAAAACAAGCAGCUAAAGCAAAAUGAACAGGAAAGACUGGAUGAGACGAACGAGAGUAGGGGGAAAAAACGGUGUUCUGCCAAAAUGUGCUACCCCUGCGAAUUUCACACCCAAAGUACAACCGUGCGCUUUUAGCUUUUGUUUAGAUGCAUACAGACAGAACAUACUAAAGAUGCCUUAAGAAAAUACUUAACCGUACAAAUAUCAAAUAAGGGUGGUUUGAAUUAGCCUGGAACUCCAGACUCACCGCUGUUCCAACUAUAGAGUAUUGUAACCAUUCCGCGGAUCAAAUUCCCAGGGCGGAGCAAGCCACAGCAAACAGACAGCGGAGUGGACCAAUCAGCGACGGGCAGACGUGGCUUUGGUGAAGCGACAAGAAACUCUAGUGCGAGGACGUAAACAUACGAGGAGGGCGGAGAACGGUGAAGUUUAUUUAACAUGGCUAGUGCGAGACAGACUUUGUUUCAGCAACUCAAUGUGUUUUUGGUCAUCUAAAACUGAAUUUACCACGGAUAGGAACAUAUUCUCUGCUCUCCCGUUCGCCGUCUGUGUUGUUGUGGAGACGAAUUCCGACGCACAAGAGUUACGUUGCUCAUUAAGAACACGUCACGCAAAUAAACGAAUCUGAUUGCACGGACGAUUUUGUUCGAGCUAGAGAGGCCAAUGAGGAACUCAGACUUUAUAGCUGGAACAGCGGUGAGUCUGGAGUUCCAGGCUAGGUUUAAAUAUCCCACGUGACUAAUGUGGUAAACUGAUCAACAAUCUGCUUUAAAGCUACCACAAGAAAACACAAUGCUUAAAAUUAUGAGAGGGAAACAUGUGCAAAAACUAUUGAGGCAAUGAAAACUGAAAAGGUAAUAAAAGACUCAAUAAAAACACAAAUAGGAUGUACUUGCAGCUUUUAACCGAUGAACGUGUGUUGGAUGUCUCACCGCGUAGAAGGAAUUGCAGUAACCCGGUAGUAUUCAUCAAGUGACAGUGACAUUCUACGUCAUCACCCCAAGCGUCCAUUGCGCGCUUAAAACGUGGUGCCCUCCGUAGGUCAAAAUGUACUAAAUAUUAGAUUUUUAAAUCCAUGGCAAUACUGUAUUUCAUGUGUUUCUAAUAACAUGAUUUAGUAAAAGAGAACAAUUGUAGCUUAUUAGAGCCUGCAACUCUUUAAGUCUGAGGUUCCCUUUAACAAAUUAUUUCUCUGCGGCCCGGAAGCAAAUUCGCCAAGGACCGGUACCGGUCCCCGGCCCAGUGGUUGGGGAUCACUGCUUUAUAGGACUCUGUAAUUGGUUGCCAUUGACGGCGCUAGAUGUUUAGUCAAUUUUGGACCUCUAGCGCCGUCAGUGGCACUGAAAAAUGAGCAUUUGCAGCGACAUUUUGGCAUGUCGCUCAUUUGAAAUGUCCCAAAGUUGAGCAAGCAGACCUUCUCCUUCCUCUUUCUACUGUUCUUCCCCCUCAUUCAUGUUUCUUCUCCUUUCUCUGACUACUUGUGGUUAUCUUCCUCCUCCAUUUUGCAAAAACACAAGUAGUGUUGCACCGAAACCAUUUUUUGUCGCCCGAUUUCACUGCCUGAAUGUGUGGUAUCAGCCGAUGCGGGUCCUGUACCGAUGACUUAAAAAAAACAAACCCAUUUUAGCUCUAAAUUACUGCAUACUCCUUUGAAUGUAAAAUAAUUGCGAUCGUGACUUGGUCAGACACUACUUAACCUGCUUUGUGCCUACCAGCCAUAGGUGACGAUAAAUGAAUGAACUCUAAAACUUGACUUAAAGCUGUCAAAAGCCAAAAUGUUUGUACAAUUUGGUCUUCAGCCUGAUACUUAUAAGUCCACAGCCAGUGCUAUCAUACUAAAUUAGUACAUUAGCUUAGCUCAUGUGCUAAUCAGACACAAAUUCGUUAUCCUGCUUUUCCAGGCUUCCCUCCUAACAAAGUUAAUGCUGCCUUCACGUGAUGUCGUAAUUACGGUAAAUAUCACUUGUCGAGUCAAAAAUUGCAUAUGAACACCCCCUCAAGUCAUACAUUCUACUGGAGAACUGGGAUUUUAUGAUGAUACCAGUUCCUGAGAUGGGAUGACCAUUUACUUUUCAAAAUGGCAGAGCGCGAACAAGAAGUUGUGCAUGGUAAGAAGCUGUUUUUUUUUUUUUCUUUUUCUUUUUUUUUAAAGAAUUUGCACUUCUUCUUUUUUUUUUUCAUGCCAGCAAACAAACGUAGUGCACACAUUUAUAAAACUUUUUUUUUUUAACCAAGUGAUUACUAAAACGUUCAGUUAGAAACAAAAAUUUACCCUUUGUAUUUUGAUGCACUCUCUUAUUUUAGUAGAUUAAUUCAACCUUUUUGCCCUCGCAACAAACCAAAAUGAAAUCAAUGUCUUUUUUUUUUCUUUCUACGACAACAAAAGUAGAUGAACAGGAUGUACUUGUAACUACCAAUUAGCAAGUGGUAAGGAUCAUCUUUUCCACAGCAUGUGAAGGCAGCAUUAGACGCUCAUGCCAAUGUCAGUGUUAUUAAAACUAAAAACAGAUCUAGGCUGGUAUUACCGUUUAACGUGCAUUCAUUCCAGUCUUCAGAGUAUGAAAAUAUGCCUGCUAAAUGAGCGCAUUGAAGGCCUUCAGAAUAAAAACGCUGAGGCUCUCUUCUGCUUCUUCGGCGGCCAUCUUGGGAAGCGGUUGAAAACUAAAUAUCGAAAAGUACUUAUUAUACAGCCUCUUCCGAUACUCGUACCGGUAUCGGUGCAACACUAAUAACAAGCACUCGGUGGCCACAAAGACGCUCCGCAGUAAACAAGUAGAACCUCUAUAAGUUGUUGUUACACCCCCGACCAACCCGGGGAAGCAUUGAAGGUUGUUCCUCAUUUCAAUGGACUUAUGGAUGAAUUGAAAUGUUUUAAGUGAAACAAGAUGGAGUCAUGUUACAAAUGUGAAUUUUUUACUCAUUUUGUGCCAUUGACAGCACUUGACGUCCAAUCCAUCUGAAGUGGGAAGUGGAUUGGACGUCUUCUAGUGAUUAAUUCAUUGGUGGGAGGGCCAGAUAUUUUAUUUUUGGACUCUGGCUGCCAUUGACACCACGAGACAUCUGCUAGUAGUAAAUUUAAAUUGAAAAGAAAUUGUAAAGGAUGAUCGGACGCCACGCCACGUGAUUGAUGUCUUAUCGUGAAUGGCACUGAAAGUAGCUUGUUAUUUACAUAACGAAGAUGCUUUGGUUGUAUUUUUUAAUUUUAAUUUCCUAACGCCUUACAAGUGAUGUAAAUAAAGCGUUAAAAAAAUGUAAACUUUUCAUAAACAGCCACCGGUUGAACAUGUAAAUAAAUCCCAGCAAAAUAAUGAAGCAAAGCGAAAUUGUCAUUACUUUUUCCAAAUCCAAUUUCUGAAAGUGAAACUGUUUAGACGUGCGUGGCAUUCCCUGUCAUCACUGCAAGAGGGCGA